UGCCGCUCGGCUCGCACGAUAGUUGUGUCACGUGGCGCUCGCGCAAUAUUGAAAAGACUGUGGACAUAAUGGCUUCGAAACCUAAAUCUCGAUCUAAUCCGUAUAAAACAUAUUGUUCUGUUUACGGAUGUCUGAAUAAACGGAAGAAUAUGGAAGCAGAUUUAUCAUUUUUUAAAAUUCCGGACGAAAUUGAAAGACGACAAGAAUGGCUAACAGCAAUCGACAGAGAAGAUUUACUGGACGAAAAAAAGUUGAAGAAGGCCAAAAAAAACUUUAUUUGUUCUGCACAUUUCGAUGACUCUGCAAUCAUAACUUCAACUUUGAAGCGGCUGAAAAGUGAUGCAGCACCCACGAAAUUAUUACCUGAUAAAUCACAGAAACAUAUUCCACCAGACGUUCGUGAUGUAAUCAUAACAACUAAAAAUACAUCUAUUCAAGCUCUUCCACAAUCCUCCACAGAUAUUUUGUCUCACUUACACAAACCCACAAAGAAAGAUAAAAUAUUGGUUUCCACAUAUAGUCACAGUCAAUCACAAACCGAUACCCAAAAAGAAAUAGAAUCUGAGAUCGCCCAACCGAAUAAUAAUAAAUCAUUUAAUGAGUCGAAGCCCAAAUCAACAGUUCUAUCUAAACCUAAAACUGCCUUACAAUCUCACAAAAAAGUACGAAUAUUAUCAAAUGAAAUAAUUAAAAUAAAAAAACCUGAGCUUACUUGUUCUUCAAUGCAAACAGAUUUAAUUGAAACAUCAAACAAAAUGACACAGACAGCAUUAGCCUUAUCUGACAAAUCCCCACGUAAAAGAAAACUGAAAAAGGAACUCGUGACUGUUAAAUGCCAACGUAAGCGUUUGGAGCAAGAAGUUUUAAAAACUGAAAAAGAGUUAGAAACAAAAAAUGCAUCUUUAUACUGUCCAGUCCCGAAGACGAAGUAGCUCAACGAUUUAUGAAAUUGGUUGAGUGGCAAAACAAAAUAAAAAACGAAUUCAAAGGCAAUCGCUACGCGGCGGAAUUAAAAAUAUUUGCUUUGAAUUUACAUUACGC
This is a messenger RNA of Cydia amplana, 1041 nucleotides long. RefSeq lists its product as uncharacterized. The transcript has 2 exons. NCBI's taxonomy places the organism in Eukaryota, Metazoa, Arthropoda, Insecta, Lepidoptera, Tortricidae. The coding region runs from base 69 to 932 and encodes 287 amino acids. The record is from RefSeq and is a predicted model, not a curated record.